CUCCACAACAAACAACGCCCUGAGCUCAUUGCGCCGACGACGCUCAAUGAAAUCAUUCGUACACCGAAUCUCUUGGACGCAACAGUUUAGUUUAGCAUUACGACAAUUAUAGCCGAAGGAAAUUCGUUGUUAUGUAAAUAGACGUAAUUGUUUGGUGGUUGUGAGCGCAUUGCAUGACAUCAUAGGGAGCUGCAAUCGGAUCUUCCGCCGUGUCCAAUUACUCUUCGUGCGGGUACAGUGGAACAGACACGCGCGAUGUGGUCUAGUGUCGUCUUGGGCCUGGUCGCCCUGUUUGUGAGUUGCACCAGCCUCUCACCCCAGUGCCGAAAUGAAAGGGGCGAGCCUGUUGAUUGGUUCUAUGUGUACAAGCUACCGCGGGAGAAGAAUCACCUCAAUCCCCUGGUGAGGAAGGGGGUGGCGUACAUGCACCUCACCCCCUCCAAGCUGCGGGGGGGAUGGAUCAUGUCCGACCUCGCCAUCAGCGACCCUCGCUCCAUGGUCGGCCGGACCUUAGCACCUUUAUAUCAGGACCGAGGGAUUCUGUCGGUGGUGUACAACGACCAGCCACCGGCUGCGGAGAACCAGCCAGACAUCUUGCAGUCAGUCGCAGAGAUGUACUCCAAGAGUAAAAGAGGGCAGCUGAAACAAGCGACGAUAAAGAAGUACAAGAAGUUCAAACUUGGCGACAAAUAUUACGACGACUACGACUUGGCGGAGAUGUGUAAAAUGCACUCGAAGUUCAUGAAGACGCGAGUGGAGAGUGGUCAUACGAAGGGCGUCCUGCUAGGUGACAAGUUCACUUCGUUGUGGCUCGUGCAUUCCGUGCCAAGGUUCCCGCCAGUACCUGACAUACACGGGCUAAACGUGAGUUCGUACAACUACCCAACAACAGGCAUGAAGUACGGGCAGUCGAUGCUGUGCGUUUCCGUCCAGACGAGCACGCUGAACCAGAUCGCGACACAACUCAAGUAUAACGAGCCACUCAUAGUCUACCAACACAUGCCGACGGAAUAUGAAAGCGAACUGCCCAAUUUAGUUGACGUCAUCAGGAAUAAGACUAUCGAUACUUCGCCUUGGUACCACAUAGAAAGUUUCGAGACGCUAGUGGGGCGCAAGUUCCUGUCGUUCGCGAAGAGUGCAAUGUUCAACGACGACCUCUACAGCGGGCUGGUGGCUGAGGUCUUGCAGUCCGAUCUGCUUGUAGAAUCCUGGACGAAUGGACCCGGCACCUUGGACUCAGAGUGCGGGAGAAAUUUCCAAGUUAGAAACAUAGAACGGCUCAAGUUCCCGAUAGCGAAGAUGUCGUUCACAUCGCACAACGACCACUCCAAGUGGGCGGUGGCGGUGGCGCACAAGAUGCACAACAGCCAGGACACCAAGGUCGCAGACUACUGGGUCUGCGUCGGAGACAUCAACAGAGCGUUACCGCAAGAGUCUCGAGGGGGCGGCACCGUAUGCACCUCAGGACCCAUCUUGUGGGGAAACUUCGCGCAUCUCAUCGAAUCCGUGCAGACGUGGUACAUAUACAAGUUGCCAUUCGACGAGGAGUAUGGCGAGUUCUCUGGGAACAACUACACGUUCAUCACGUCUGAUAUCCUCAUGGGGUGGCAGAUGGCACCAAAAAGCAUAUCUCAAUCUUCCAUGCUUUACAACACGCUCGCGCCUAUGUUCUUGUCAGACGUUACAAACAAUGUGGCGUACGUGGUAUUGGAUGAGAAGGAGGCAAGCGAGGGUUUCCCAGGGUCUUCCAUAAAGGGGGUGUUUCUCGCCGAUACCGAAGGCGGAUUCUUCAUGGGACACAGUGUACCGGGGUUUCCUGAUGUUAACCGAGGAAAAGUCCAUUUCCCUAAGUCAGAGUUGGUGAACAGUCAUAUUAUGUUCUGCAUGUCAUUAAGCACAGCUACGAUGAACAGUAUGAUCGACACGAUACGACUGACUAAACCCAACAUAGCAGCGCUAUAUGUGCCAGACCGUAUGUUCAGCGUCGUGCCUGCCUUCGCUUUCAACAAUGUUAUAGAAUCCAAAUAUAAGAUGAUUUCGGAACCGUUUAACUUCGAGACGUCUGGUCGUUUCCUCCGAGGAUCUCUAACGGUCCGUAUACCAGGAGACACCGGCUGCAUUUACCUCACUUAUGCGAGGAAGAACUAUAUCUACCUUGACGUUUAUUCUCCAGAUGAGAAGCCUAAGAGAACCUACUGCAACAAUAAUUUCGGCAUCCGCAGUAUAGAUGCGAUAUCAAUGAAGACGCGCGAGUCAGGCAACGCAUUUGUUCAGUACGUAAAGCCCAGUUCGGAUGCGGUCCGUAUCGCAGUGAGCACUGCGGCACACUGGCAGAAAAAGGGCAGGGCUUCGAAUACCUACGUUGCCUGUGUCGGCACCCUGGAUAGAGAGGAUAUCACGGGCUAUGGUGGAAUGCUGUUUUGUGUCAAUAACUACCACAUCUGGUACAGUUUCGACAAGUUGAAAGUAGCUGAACCGUCGUGUUGAUUGAUAAUGAAUUAUAGUAUUUUUU
Pectinophora gossypiella (pink bollworm) is the source of this 2512-nucleotide messenger RNA. RefSeq lists its product as uncharacterized. Gene Ontology annotation, biological process: apoptotic DNA fragmentation. Bases 256 to 2487 code for a protein of 743 amino acids. NCBI's taxonomy places the organism in Eukaryota, Metazoa, Arthropoda, Insecta, Lepidoptera, Gelechiidae. The transcript has 13 exons. Gene Ontology annotation, molecular function: deoxyribonuclease II activity. The record is from RefSeq and is a predicted model, not a curated record.